This is a messenger RNA of Polychytrium aggregatum, 736 nucleotides long. RefSeq lists its product as uncharacterized. The record is from RefSeq and is a predicted model, not a curated record. Gene Ontology annotation, biological process: protein histidyl modification to diphthamide. The transcript is spliced from 4 exons. The coding region runs from base 75 to 329 and encodes 84 amino acids. Gene Ontology annotation, molecular function: metal ion binding. NCBI's taxonomy places the organism in Eukaryota, Fungi, Chytridiomycota, Chytridiomycetes, Polychytriales.
UUCUGGGACCUGGACUUGCAUCCGCCUCGCAUCCGCCCCGCAUCCAUCAGGACGCUCACCGAACGGACGGCGCCAUGACCAGCUUUUACGACGAGAUCGAAAUCGAGGACAUGGACUUUGACGAUGAGUCCAAGACCUACUUCUAUCCCUGUCCCUGUGGCGACAAGUUCCAGAUCACACUGGACGAGAUUUACGAUGGUGAAGAAAUUGGCCGAUGUCCGAGCUGCUCGCUCAUCAUCAGAGUCAUCUACGACCCCGACGAAUUCCAGCGAGAGGAUGACGAUCCCGAGUCCACCUUCCAGAUCCCAACCUCAGUCAUGGCUGCCUGAGCCUCAACGCAGCGUGGGUUGGGCAUCCACCGAACCGAGCCCAAACCCCAACAACAGAACCCGACGAUCCCGAUCCCAGAUUGACGGCCAAGCUCUGCUCUUCGCAUUCAAACCACGUAUGCACUGAUGGACUGCCAACUGCGAGCUUCAGAACAGCAUCCAUAAUGAACUGAAUAGUCACCGACACCGGCAGCCGUGUCGGUAUCGAGUGACCGGGGUUUGCAAGGUGCCAACUUGCUUGGUUCCUGGGCCACCAAGUUCGCGAUCGAGCCGCAGCUGCGAUGAUUCGACGGACAUGCGACCGGCGAAGCUGUCUCGGGUAUCGGUACCAGCGUUGACUGACCCAUGCACCAGCAUGUAUCAGCAAAGAGUACCCGCCCAAAAUACACAGCUUUUCAAGCCAAAAA